UUUUGGCCAGUCGUUGGUGAAAUGAGCACAUCAUAUCAACGUCCUGCAUUUUGGCGCGUGCCGGACUACGUACAUGACCAAGAAAUUUUCGAUCGUUACAUUGGGGGCGGCAGAAAAAGUUCGCUUAUCUCCGGUUCCAGUCGCCGUAAUAGUACUAAGAAACACGUACAUUUCAUAGAUGAUCCACCUAAAGUAAAUUCAUCGCCAGCAACACCGUUAAUAUCGGAUGAGGUUCAAGUUGGAAGCCCUGCUUACGGAGAAGUAUUGCGCGGCGAUAUUAUCGCCAAGAUACGUGAUUAUGAUGCUCGCGAUGUGAGCCAUGGAGAUGCUGAAACGCUUUUCCGCAACGCGGGUAAUGAAAUCCAAAUCGUCGUCCAUCGUGAUAGUAAAAUCGCAUACACACAAGGACUUGGCGCUGAACCAUACAGAGCUGGCCUUGGCCCGUCACCAGCUAACAGCAACAGCCCGGAUUUGAAUAGUGCCAAUGUGCCACACAGAGGCCCUUCACCGUUUUUGCCCGGACCUGGCCAAUAUGAGCGUGCCUUGCAGUUGCCUGUUGAUUCGUUGCCGCAAACAGUAUUUCCAAAACUGAACGCCUCAGGCGGCUAUGUGCCACCGCGUGAGAGUGGAUGCUUCAGUCCGAUGCCUACGCGGGACCACCAGCAAGAUGUAACCGAAGAGCAGGCGGCCAUUGUAAAUCAACCCUACCGAACAACUCCACUGGUGCUUCCUGGUGCCAAAGUUAAGAAGGAUGCCCCAACCACAGAAUCUUACUUGAGGUACCACCCAAAUCCGGCUGUUCGCGCUAACCGCGGCCACGAUUAUCAUGACAGUGUGAUGAAGCAACGCGUCGCCGACACCAUGUUGCACAAGGUCGUUGGCCAGGAUGCCGACACUGGCAGGGUAUUCCACAAACAAUUCAACUCACCCAUUGGCCUGUAUUCAGAGAACAACAUCGAGAACACCAUCAGACAAACAGUUCCAAUUUUCAUCGAUCUAUCUUUCCUGGAACAUAAACGAAAAAUUCUGGAGCAACAAAAACUCAGAGAACUGAGAGAGCAGGCAGAACGACAGCAGCAACGCCAGCAACAACUGUAAUUGCAUACUCAAAAAACCGAACAGUUCUGAAAGCAGUCAAAAACUUCCGUGUAAGGAAGUCGAAAGCAUACGAAUAUCAACACAAAUGAGGAAAGAGAAUAUAAUUUUCAUAACGAUAAUAAAAAAAAUUGGAAUCAACGGAGAACUUCGACUUUUUACAGAAAAAAACAAAACCAGAAAAUGAUUCAAUAUUAAUAGACUCUAAAACGAAGGCUUUUAUGCUAACUAAAAGUUUAUUACAACUGAAAAUUGAGCUUUAAUCUUUGACCUCUGAAAGCGGUUAAUUGGAGUUGAAUUGACGUGUUGUCAUUACACUCAACUGAAAAUUUUCAAUUGGUCUGUGAUAUAGCAAAAUUUAUCGAAAUAUUUAUUAGUUCGUAAUCAUUUUUUUAGAACAGUCCCAAGAAAUAACAUUCAAAAUCAUAUAUUCGUAGUAUGAACUAUAUGUGAACAUUGGCAUUUCCCGAAAUUGAAUUAUCAUAUUGAAUCGCCAUCUUCUCCUUGCGCCCACCAACCCAAUACCAUAUCUAAUCCGUUAUUAUUCCCCAGUAUUAAUAUUCGAAAGCUUUCCCACUGGAUAACUGCUUUAUGGAGCAGAGAGCAAAGCUUAAGCACUUACUGACUUAACUUAAGACUUAGAAAAAGAUAUACAAGUAAUUUAAUAACAAUAUUAAUGAAUAAUGAUGAAAAAUUAUGGCAUUUUGGCCAAGUUAAUAGUAAUGUUCUUAGUAUUGGUUUACUAACCGAUUCUUUUGUAUCGUUUCGAACGAGAUAUAAUUUAGUAUUUAAGAGUUGCUGCUGCACAAAUAUUUCACCUUUAAGCUCGCUCACAUCGCUGGCAUUGCAUACUGUCACUUACGUACAUUUGUACAUACUUAAUUGAGUUCGAAAUCACUUAUAUUCAUACACAUACAUAUGCACAUUAAAUAAUAAUACUCGUAUGCAUACAAGUAAACAUGAAUAAUACGUAUGUUUUCAAUGCAUAAACACAUUUACAUACAUACACAUGUUAACAAUCACCAUUUUUAAACACAAUAUACAUAUGUAAAAAGAAUUAUUAAUCUGUUUGCAAAAUUAUAAUGACUAUUAAUUCUAACGUAUUGUGCACAUCCUGUUUUUUCUUUCUCUCUCUCUCACAAACACAUACACAAAUUCUCUGCGCAACUGCAAUGUCAAACAAUUAAAUCAAUCAAUCAAACAUUUACAUAUACGAAAUCCAAAUCGAAUAUUAUAAAUCCAAAUUCGAAUUGAAUUCGUAUUGAUUGGGACUGAACUUAAACCCACACAAAUAAUAAUUAUUAUAACAAAACAUAAAUGAAACCCAAAACUGUUAAAAACAAAAAUAUCGAAAUAUCAAAUAUGACAAUUUCGAAACCCUCGGCGAAUCAUGACAAUUAAAAUCGCUUCCAAUCGUGAAAAUUCGAUCAACCGUGCCACCGGGCGCCGCCAUAUCACUAUGCCACUAUACCACCGUACCAACAUAUGUACCCUUGUACCGUCAAUUCAUCGACAUCGAUACUGUGGCGUGGUGUUUUUGCAAUCGAAAUUAAAUUGAUCGUGUGUAUAUAUAUAUUUACACAUGCGUAUUAAUUACAUACUUACCACAAUGUAAUGAAUGACGACAAUUGCCAAAUGGCAACAAUGACAACAAAAAACUACUACUAAAUACAAUUUGUAUUCAAUCACAUCACCAAU
Molecule: messenger RNA, 2793 nt
Organism: Anastrepha obliqua
Lineage: Eukaryota; Metazoa; Arthropoda; Insecta; Diptera; Tephritidae
Gene: Zasp66
Product: PDZ and LIM domain protein 3
Exons: 6
Coding region: 22-1098 (358 amino acids)
Biological process (GO): muscle structure development; actin cytoskeleton organization
Cellular component (GO): stress fiber; adherens junction; Z disc
Molecular function (GO): actin binding; muscle alpha-actinin binding
Source: RefSeq, a predicted model, not a curated record